This is a messenger RNA of Alligator sinensis (Chinese alligator), 814 nucleotides long. RefSeq names its product basic helix-loop-helix family member e23 (gene BHLHE23). The coding region runs from base 1 to 774 and encodes 257 amino acids. Gene Ontology annotation, molecular function: protein dimerization activity. The transcript has 2 exons. The record is from RefSeq and is a predicted model, not a curated record. NCBI's taxonomy places the organism in Eukaryota, Metazoa, Chordata, Crocodylia, Alligatoridae.
AUGCUUAUUAGCGCCUCACAGCAAAAUAAUCUGCGUCUGAAAGCAGACAGGGACGAAUAUCAGAACGACUGUAAUGGAACACAGAUUGGUUUAAUAGUAUCAAAAACUCUUUUGAAGGCAGAUGUGUCCGUCAGAGCAGGUGGGUACGGCGUAACACGGACGACUAUCUCUAGGGCACGGCGCGGGCCGGCCGGGCUGGAGCGCUCCCCGCCGCGGGGCUCGGCCCGGCCCCCCUUCGCCUACGGCGCGGAGGGCCCGCGGGGCUACGCGGGCGCGGGCGGCGGGGACUUCGCGGGCAAGGCGGCGGAGAGCAGCGGCGAGCAGAGCGGCGAGGAGGAGGACGCCUUCGAGGCGGCGGCCAAGGGCGGCAAGCUGAAGGCGGGCGGGCUGGGCAAGAAGCCCAAGGAGCAGCGCUCGCUGCGGCUCAGCAUCAACGCGCGCGAGCGGCGCAGGAUGCACGACCUGAACGAUGCGCUGGACGGGCUGCGCUCCGUCAUCCCCUACGCGCACAGCCCCUCCGUGCGCAAGCUCUCCAAGAUCGCCACGCUGCUGCUGGCCAAGAACUACAUCCUCAUGCAGGCGCAGGCCCUGGAGGAGAUGCGGCGCCUGGUCGCCUACCUGAACCAGGGGCAGGCGCUGGGCGCCCCCCUAGCCCCCUUCGGACAGUCCGCCGUCUACCCCUUCGCCGGCUCCGCCGUGCCCGGCUGCCCCGACAAGUGCGGCGCCUUCGCGGGGGCCUCCGCGCUCUGCAAACACUGUAGCGAUAAGCCCUGACUGCCCGGCCCGGCCCGGCCCGGCCCCUCCGCCGGCUCUG